Taeniopygia guttata (zebra finch) is the source of this 1651-nucleotide messenger RNA. RefSeq names its product small nuclear RNA activating complex polypeptide 2 (gene SNAPC2). Gene Ontology annotation, biological process: snRNA transcription. Gene Ontology annotation, cellular component: nuclear body. The record is from RefSeq and is a predicted model, not a curated record. Gene Ontology annotation, molecular function: RNA polymerase II general transcription initiation factor activity. NCBI's taxonomy places the organism in Eukaryota, Metazoa, Chordata, Aves, Passeriformes, Estrildidae.
UGUUCCUUGGAUGAUUUUGGUCCGAUUUUGGGGUUCCCGCCCAAUUUGUGACGUCACACGCGGCGCGCCAAGAAGACGCGGCCGCCAUUUUGUGGCCGUGAGGGAGAAGCCGCCGCCAUGAUGGAACCGCCGCCAUGAAACCGCCGCGGCGGCUCCGCCUGAUCCCGGCGCGCUUCGCGAGGCUCUCGCCCAGCCCCGAGCGGCCUCAACAAAGCCCGUGGGGGCUGCGGGAGAAGCGGGAGCUGCUAAAAGCGCUGCGGGAUGAGGCUGUGCGCGGCCUCCCCGAGCAGCGGCUGCCGGCGGCGCUGAGGGAGCGGCUGCCCCGCAGGAGCGAGGAGGAGAUCCGGGCGCUGCUGGUGCGGCUGCGGGGCCGGGCGGCCCGGGAGGCGCUGAGCUCCAAAUUCCGGAAUUUUCUGCAAUUCCAGCGCUGGAUCCGCGCCCCCAUCCAGGUGUGGCAGGACUUGGCUGAGACCCUCGUGGGAGGAGCCCUGGAGGGACCCCCCAGAGCCGCCUUCUCCCAGGUGCUGACACUGGCGGCCACCGAGCCCCUGACCCUCGCCUGCUCCAGAACCCCCCAAAAUUCGGGGUCACCCCCAAAUUUGGGGUCACCCCAAAAUUCGGAGACCCCCCCGGAGGUGGAGACCCCCCAAAAUUCGGGGUCACCCCAAAAUCAUGGGGGUUUUGAGGUGGAUUUUGGGAAGAUUUACGAAUUCCUGGCGCGGAUCAGCGCGGGGGGGGAGGGGCCCCCCCUGCCCCCCGCAGAGGCCGCGGUGGUUCUGGCCUUACUGGGAGCGCUGCCGGCCGAACUGGGAGCACUGGGAGCUCCGGGGGGGCUCCGGCGGCGGCUCCGGCGGCUUUGGGGGUCCCUGAGCGCCCCCCGAGAGCCCCCCCAGAGCCCCGAGCCCCCCCAGUGCCCCCCCCUCAACCCCUUACUGGUGCCACUGGUGUUACUGGGACGGGCGGCCUGAGGGAAAUUCCCCAAUUUUGGGGGUCCCAAAAUCCUGAGGGGGCCCAAAAUUCCAUGGGAUGAGACCCCAAAUUCCCGAAUUUUGGUGGGAAAUCCCAAAUUCCAUGGGGGGCCCCAAAAUGGCCAAGUGGGCCCAAAGUUCCUUGGGGUGAGACCCCAAAUUCCCAAAUUUUUUCCUGGGAAUUCCCAAUUUUUGGUCGGGGGAAUCCCAAAUUUCUUGGGAAUUCCCAAUUUUUGGUUGGGGGAAUAAAUUUCUUGGGAAUUCCCAAUUUUUUGGGGGAGGAAUCCCAAAUUUCUUGGGAAUUCCCAAUUUUUGGUGGGGGGAAUCCCAAAUUUCUUGGGAAUUCCCAAUUUUUGGUCGGGGAAAUACCAAAUUUCUUGGGAAUUCCCAAUUUUUGGUCAGGGAAAUCCCAAAUUUCUUGGGAAUUCCCAAUUUUUGGUUGGGGGAAUAAAUUUCUUGGGAAUUCCCAAUUUUUGGUCAGGGGAAUCCCAAAUUUCCUGGGAAUUCCCAAUUUUUUGGGGGAGGAUUCCCAGAUUUCCUGGAAUUCCCAAUUUUUUUUAUUUGUUUUUUUUUUUUUUUUUUUGGUGGGGGGUAUAUCCCAAAUUUCGGGAAAAUCUCAAAUUCCCUCUGCUGCUUCCCGGGAUUUUUGGGGGAAGAAAAUAAAAGUUUGGAUUUUCCCAAAA